AUGCGGCGCAAAUACAAUUGGGUAAACACCACCGUUAUUGGAAAAGAUAUUGACUCCAAACCGGUGGAGUUCUUCGGAGGCAUUCCCUUCGCCGAGCCUCCAAUUGGAAAGCUUAGAUUCAAGCCACCCGUAUUGAAAUCAUCGCUAGACGUACCGACCUUCAAUGCUACUGAAUUCGGGGCGUCCUGUCUCCAGCCUGGAGUGAAGGACCCAACGACGAUCUCGGAAGAUUGUCUGUUCAUGAACGUCUUCAGACCUGCGGGUACACCUCCGAAUACGUCUCUCCCUGUGCAGGUGUUCUUAUACGGUGGAGGAUUCCUCGUGGAAACGCCCUUUCGCCUCGACGCCAGCACGUUUGUCGCACGUAGCAUCGCUCGAGGGACGCCAAUCAUUCACGUCGGAUUCACUCACCGUCUCGGAGUCGUUGGUUUACCCACCGGUGCUGAAGCCGCCGAAAAAGGGGCAGUUAAUCUCGCAUUGAAGGAUCAACUGGCCGCUUUUGAAUGGGUCAAGGCAAAUAUUGGCUCUUUCGGUGGUGAUCCAGAAAAGGUUACCAUGAAUGGCUGGAGCGGCGGCGGCGUCACUCUCUCGAUGCAUUUUCUGAACGGACAAGCAGAAAAGUACGCCAGAGCUGCUAUAUUCAGCUCCGGAACGUCCAUUCUCGUUUACAACGCAACAAGCCAUCAACAAAGAUGGGACGACUUCGUCCAUGCAAUCCCUCAGUGCUCUUCGUAUCCAAAGGGCCAGUCACUUGACUGUUUACGAAGCGAGGAGAUCAACUCCACUCAGAUGUUAACGGCGAUGAACACCGCGGUCAGUAAAAGCGGGCAACAACUUCCGUGGGAUCUUGUUUUGGACGGCGAAGAUGGCCUCGUUCCGGGUUUGCCUGUUGAUCUGUAUCAACAAGGUCGUUUCUCCAGAUUACCGUUUAUUUCUGGAAAUGUGAUAGACGAGGGAACACGAUUCUCGUGGAAUAUUACGGAUGAACAAACGCUCAAAGAAGCGAUCGUGGCGAACUUUACUACCAAUAAACCAGCCGAAGUAGAAGCGCUUCGAAAAGCAGUCGACAAACUCAUGGUUCUAUAUCCCAACAGCCCAGCCCUGGGAUCUCCCUUCAACACCGGAAACGAAACAUUCGGGUUCAAUUCACUGUACAAGCGGUAUGGUGCAAUCAUCGGCGACUUGUUAUUCCAAUCACCAAGAAGAUUGUGGACGGAGACGGCUUCGAAAUCUGGAGUGAAACUAUUCAGCUACCAGUUCAAAUUCCCUGAAUCAGUGACUGUUCCUGCGACUGGAGUCGUCCAUGGCGCAGAUUUGCCUUACGUCUGGGGAUUCCCAACUAUCUCUGGUUCAGCAGAUGGAACGCAAUUGAACGAACAGAUCAUGGACUAUUGGAUUUCGUUCAUCACUAGUUUAGAUCCUAACGACGGCCUUGGAACUGAACGCCCUGAUUGGCCGCUGUAUACUCCAGAACGCAAGGCCAUCCUCGAGAUCAACGGCCCAAAUAAUAUGACCACCACGGUUCCGGGGGACUGGAAACAGGAUAACCAUCGCGAACAGCAAAUCCACUUCAUCAACGUCAACGCAGGCUUAUUUAGACACUAA
Molecule: messenger RNA, 1605 nt
Organism: Marasmius oreades (fairy-ring Marasmius)
Lineage: Eukaryota; Fungi; Basidiomycota; Agaricomycetes; Agaricales; Marasmiaceae
Exons: 11
Coding region: 1-1605 (534 amino acids)
Source: RefSeq, a predicted model, not a curated record